UUGUGGCUGUCUUAGAGGAUCAAGAUGACUCAACUUGGAGAUGAUCGUUCUUCAAGCUUUUGAUUAGCUUGAUGUACUUGGUGAUAUGUUGUUUGAGGAGGCCAUCUUCUAAAGCUAUUAUGCUCCUACUAGGAAUAUGAUAGCAGUGUCGACAAGUAACGAGACAUGGAGUUAUCGGCAUCCAUGGCACAAUUCUGUUCAAUCUCUUGUGGGACUCCCUUUUUGCCUGGCCAGCAAGGCAAAUCGAUCUCAGUUCUUAUAAUUUAGUUCUUAUUCUUUUCUGGUGUUGGUGUGGCAUAUACCAAUAGUUCUUAUGAUUUAGUUCCGAAUUGAAACUUGUGUUUUCAGAAACAACCUCUUUAAAUAUUUAAAGGUAAGGCGGUAUACAUUGACCCUCCUCAGACACCGCAUUGGUGAGAGCCUCGUGCAUCGGGUACGCCCUUGGGCAUGCCCUUUUUUUAUUGAAACUUGUGUUUUCAGCAUAGUUAUUAGUAACAAUGUUAUCGAUCAAGGGUUGCUCCAAUGAUGAAUGACAUUUAUAACACUAUUUUGGUGGGACAGAUGAGAAGCACCAUUUGCGGUUUCGAUAAGAAGAAAGUAACUUGUAAUAACUUCAUGAGUUUAUCUUCCUUGUUUAUGUUUGGCUGCAUAGCAUCAAGCUACAGGAUAUCAUUCUCAAAUUUUCUUUUAUUGAAGAGGAUUCUUUUAUCUAUGUUUACUUCAGGAAUCCUUGGGUGAAGAAGUUACCUGAAAAGUAGCUUCUUAGUAUAUGACAAAUCGACAAACUUAGUAAGUGAUUAAUGUAUAGUUUCAAGUACAUGUAAAUAUAUAUCAUCAGAAGUGAUUCUCUUCGGCAGUAGACUUUUGCUAAUUCUUGUAGGAGACUAGUAGCGUCUGACUCUUACUUUCAUUGCUGCCUUCGUUUUGUAUAAAUGUGAUGCGGUAUUGUUUCUGAGUCAUCCGGUAUCAGUUGUUUUCUGCAUUAUUUAUUCUGAUACUUUAUGCCCCAGUACAAAUGUGAUUUAAAUUGCUUGUGCUGUAUGGGUAAAUGUCUUUAGUUUGUCCAAAUUUCUUGAUGUAAUGUGCCAGCCAAAUUGUGAAAUACAAGACUCAGAUGUUCUUUUGAUUGGUGUUCUCUUGACAAAGUUAGUAAUUCAUGUACAGUUGCAAUUGCCCGGUAAAUGCAGUAUUGAAAGCAAUACUCCUCAUUUCAUGAGACCUGCCUGCAAAUAAUCCUUGCCUGACUCUUAACUUGAUUUCUGCCCUUGUUUUGUAUAAAUGUGUAGUGGUGUUGUUUCUGAGCCUUUCAGUAUCAAUCAGUCGUGUUCUGCAUAAUUUCUCCAGAUACUUCAUUCCCUAAUAAUAAUAUUGCUCUUGUUUGUCCAAGUUUCUCAACGUAAUAAUUUGUGAGUCAAAAAUUGUGCCAUAAAUGUCUUCCAGAUGUUCUAUUGAUUCAACUGCUUCUUUGCAUGGUUACUCAUAAUUAGGAGAAAUCCUUUCAUGGCACAUGAUGAUGAUGAUGUAUCAUCUCGUUUGGCUUUUGGUUUUGCUAUCGAUUUAUCACUCUAGAUUUUUGGAGGGUUUGUUUUACUUGUUUCCACGAUGCGAAAGUUACCAGCAAUCGGUAUUCACUUUGAUAUUAUUGUUUGAUUGCCGGUAUUCAACAUAAAAAUGUUUUAGUAUGAGAAACAUUGCAGACUUAAAUGCAUAAUAGCAUACAAGCUUGAAAAGGGUGGCACUGCACACGACCCUUUUUUAGGAUAACAUUUGUUUACCACGUAGCCAAUCUGUUAUAUACCCAACAAACCCUCAUCAUAUGUGUUAUUGGCUUUGCAUUACGCGAACGAGCGUGGCUUUAACUAAGGGUAAAAGAGGAAGAAGACGAAGAAUAAGUAGCUGCAGCGGCGAUGGGGGCGGGAGGACUGGCCUUUUAGGCUGGUGUCCCAUUCCUCGCUGCGCCUUCUCCUUUUUCCACCCACCCCCCUUUCCCCUCUCUCGCUGUCCGAAGAAGAAAGGAGGAGCGGCAGCUUAUUUCUCUUCACCAUGAUCUCCGUCCAAGAUCAACCGGUGGCAGGAUCCUCUCCGGAGCUGCAACGAUCGCUUCACGAGAUCCUCGGCGGUGGAAUCCUGGAUUUACAGGAACUGUGUUUGACAGUUGCGGAUGUGAUCCUUUGGAGGAGAAAGAAUGUAACGAUAGCGAUACUGCUUGGUGCACUGGCUUCUUGGCUGGUUUUUGAAGUGGUGGGAUAUACGCUAUUGUCUCUUGUUUCAAACGUUCUGCUGCUGCUGAUUUCCAUCCUCUUUCUGUGGGCAAAGGCUGCAGAAGUCCUUAACAGGCCUCCUCCGCCCAUGCCAGAGAUGCACCUCUCAGAAGAAAUGAUAUAUGAAGCUGCAGUUUUGUUCCGAUUCCAUGUGAACAAGGUCCUAUCUGCUUUCAAUGAUAUUGUACAGGGAAAGGACCCAAAACUUUUCUAUACAGUAGCUCUGUGCCUAUGGCUGAUCUCCAUGGUUGGUGGGUUGACUGAUAUGCUCACUUUGGGUUACACAAGUAUUGCAAUCAUCCUAACAGUCCCGGCACUGUAUGAGAAGUAUGAAGACGGCCUGGACCGAUGUGUGAAGUUGGCUCACAUGCAAGUGAAGAUGUACGAGGCAGUAUACACCGAGUGUCUUAACAAAUACUUUAUAAAAGCUAAGAAGUGGAUUUUGGAAAAGAAAAAAUUAAUUACUGAUGUAUGACUAUGCCAUGGAACAUCUUUCGGUUUUCCUCCUUUUAUCAUCAUUAUCAGAAAAGAGUUUUUGGAGUGGUC
Messenger RNA from Musa acuminata AAA Group (dessert banana), 2807 nucleotides. Its product is annotated as reticulon-like protein B12. The coding region runs from base 2044 to 2736 and encodes 230 amino acids. NCBI's taxonomy places the organism in Eukaryota, Viridiplantae, Streptophyta, Magnoliopsida, Zingiberales, Musaceae. The record is from RefSeq and is a predicted model, not a curated record. The transcript is spliced from 4 exons.